AUGUACCCACCUUACUACUAGUCAUUCUGUGUUUAACAGUACGCGCGUAUUUCGCGGCUAUCAUCGAAUUUAGCCGACGUUAACCGAUGUUUAACGAAGCUUGUGAGUUCCGUGUGUGUUAAGUGUUCGUUGGUGUUCAGUUGGUGCGCCUCGACUGGGCAAAAUCGCGUAAAAUGGAAACAGAAUUUCGUUGUGAGGUUGAGGUUGGCCGUUGAAAAAAGUGAACAUGGGAAGGUCCAAGUUUCCCGGGAAGCCGCCAAAGACGGUCACCAGGAAACGGAUCAAAGUUCUCGGUCAACCCGAGACAGCCCAAAGCGAUUCGGUAACCGUCGCCGAGAACAUCUACUACGGACUUUCCCUGUUCAACGAAACAUUUGGUGACAAUGAAAAGGAACAUCCACCAUUCCAUGGCUUUAGCACUAAAGAAGCUAAUCUUUCCGUGUCUUACAUAAAAACGCAACAACAUGACACAGAAAAUACAACUGUUAAAUCACCAUCUGAUGCUAUUGAUAGUUCUGUGCCACAGCAGAAUGUACAGACUGUCGCAGAUAUUAAAAGUCCUCCAUCGCAUACUGAAAAUAAUACAGAAAAAUUAUGUGAUAAAAAUAUCAAACUGGCAGAAGAUGAUAAAAAAGAUGUGACUGCGUUAAAUUCCAAACGUACUACUAAAUUUCACAGACCCAAGAGUCGUAGAGCUUGUAAAAAUAUAAAAUUUUCCAAUUUUAUGAAAACACCAGUAUUAAAAUCAGUAAAUAAUAUCUUAGAUCAGCAUCAACGAACGAGACAACUACGUAACAGUACUGCAAAAAGAUUAUUACAGAGGGCAAAAUCUAACAGUAACAAUGUGCGCAAUAUGACGGCACAAUGUGGAGAUAAACCGAAUGCAGUAAGGAAAUUUAUUUUACCGGUUCGAAGUGCCCAUUCGUCAAGAGUUAUUAAACCAAAUAAAAGAUUUAUCGAAGAAUUAGAAGAAACUCCUGGAGCAGAACAUAGUGAGAACGAAAUUGGUACGCACGUAAAGAAAGCUAAAAUUGCAUUAAAUAAACAUUGUAAUCAAGAACCAAAAUUAAAAGACGGAAAUAUUACUAAACUCUACACAAAAUUAAAAGAUAAAGAAACAAAAAGUAAAGCCAAAAAGGUAAUUCAGCGUGUAAAUUCCAAUGCCCAAACUCUUGUACAACCUGUAAAGAAUCUUGAAAAAUUAGCACCUUCUAUACAAGACACACAAUUAACAAAAACUGUUAAUACAGAAGUUAAAAAGAUUAAUUUAUCAGCUAAAAACAAAAUGGUAAAGUGUUCAACCGAUGAAUGCAAUAGUGUUCAAGAUGGUGUAUCAAAUGUAACCAGAAAAGCUCCAAAUGCAAAAUUAAAUAUCUCUAAAAAUCAAAAAUUAAUUUCUGUUCCUACGAAAGUUCUUCCUGAUUCUGAUGUUCCAAGUUCAGAGUCUUCCAGGAUUCAAACUAGAUCAGGAACUCAAAAUGAUACAGUUGAUUUAGAAGUUCAGACAACUUUUGAAGAUUCAGCAAAAAUGAAAGAAAAUAAUAGCGCAAAGGGUCGAAGCAAUGUUGAUAGCAGCAAUAAAAAUGCAGAGAGAAAUUCAGAUAAUUUUGAUACGGAAAGCACAUUAUCUGAAAGUGGAAGCGAACAUAGUAAUCAUACAGAAGACGAACAGUCUGAAUGGACUGGGAUGAAACUAAACGGUGGGAAAGUUAUUUUAAGAAAAGCAAGGCUAAAACUGGAUAAUAAAUGUGUCAGUGGAACUGAAGGUCCCUUUUCAAUGACAAAUAGCAACAGUGUUACAAGUGGAAAUACUAAUUUAGGCUUAACAGGUACCAUCAAAUGUGGGGUUUGUGGUGCUGUACGGUUCUAUCGAUUUGUGAAACAAGCUCGAAAAUUCGGUAUUCACAGUUGUGAAUCAUGUAGAAAGUUUAUCAGUAAAAUGAUUAAACGACAGGCUUGUGCAAAAUCUACAAAUAGUACACUUCCAGUCCUUCAAUGUCAUAAAGGCGAUGGUUUAUGCUUAGUACCACCUGUUGUAAGAAGUCAGCAAUGGAAUCUCAUGAGAUGUGUUUAUAAAGCUAGAUGCCCAGCUUGUUGGUUAAAAAUGUGCUUGAAAUGUUACAACAUUCCUUCUUCUUUGAGAACAGGCUUAAAUACAUUGUUACCGCCAAUGAUGAGAGAUCCUUUGAAUAUUCCAUUAAUAUUGAAUCAAGAAGAUAAUGAUAAUCAAGGGCAAAAAUUAAUAUCUUCUAAGUUAGGUUGGCCUGCGGAAGAUAGUUCAGAGAAAAAUCUGUUCAAAUCAGCUAUGAAUUGGAGAAACAUAGAAAUAGGUCAAAAGACAAGCUAUCAAGGAACUGGUGGUUUUCUAUAUACAAAGUUAGAUAAGUUUGACUCAUCACUGAAUAUAUCGCCUAAUAAAAAAAGAAGAAAAAACAAUAGGAUAAAAGUGAGGAAGAAAUUGAAGAAUCCAAUGUUCUCCGUACCACCUUUAAAUCAAUGUCCACAACCUUUGAGACAGAGACUCGAAUUGAAAGGACCAAGAGUGAAACAUGUUUGCCGAAGUGCAAGCGUGGCUCUUGGUCAACCAAUUGCAACUUUCCCCUCUGUAGAUGGAAAAGAAGAUACUGAAAGCAAUAAGCACAUUCCGAAAAAUUUAAAGGAAAAUGAUAGGGUAGAGAAAAAGGAUGACACAAAAGAAAAAGAGUCACAAAAACAUAACGAUGAGAAUACUGUAAACCAUAAUACUGUCAAUGCAACGCAGCAACCUCAUCCAAAAAGAGGCAAAUCACAACAAAAUAUAUCAACGUCAAAUUUUCAAGUAGUGCCUAAAACGAAUAAUGAUGCAUUACACACAAUAUCGAUAGAUUUUUGGGAACAGUACGAUCCUACUGAAGUUGGUGCAAAAGGCUUUGCCCUUAUAGGUUCAGAACUCUUUCAGAUUCCUGCUAUUUGUUACCUUUGUGGAAGUGCUGGCAGAGAACCACUCAUCCACUGUCAGUGCUGUUGUGAGCCAUAUCAUGCCUUUUGUUUGGAACCCAGCGAAUGGAAUGCUUGUGCUCAACCAAAUUGGUGCUGUCCUCGAUGUACAAUAUGCCAAUCCUGCCAUCUAAGAUCUGGUCCAAAAUUGUCUUGCAUUCGUUGUCGUCAAUCAUUUCACCAUUCGUGUUUGUCAAAAUCUGGUGUUAGUGCGAGACUUUACAGUCCUGAAAGACCUUAUGUGUGUCAAAAUUGUGUUAAGUGUAAAAGCUGUGGUAGUGAAGGAGUUAAUGUCCAUGUGGGCAAUUUACCAUUAUGCUCCAUGUGUUUUAAAUUACGUCAACAAGGAAAUUACUGUCCUCUAUGUCAAAGAUGUUACAACGAAAAUGAUUUCGAUACAAAGAUGAUGGAAUGUAGCGAAUGUUCGUAUUGGGUACAUGCCUAUUGCGAAGGAAUUUCUGACGAGCGUUAUCAAAUUCUUAGUUAUCUACCCGAUACUAUUGAAUUUACAUGCAGUCAAUGUUCUUCAAAUCCUAAUUCUGUUUGGAGAAAUGCCAUAGAAGCUGAACUUAAGGCUGGUUUCAUAGGAGUUAUAAAAGCGUUAAGUAAAAAUAAGAAGAUUUGCGCUGCUUUGAAAUGGAGUCCAAGAAAAGAAUGUUUAUGCAUAUCUGUUUCUAAUGGGAAAAAAUUGGACUUUUCAAAUGAGAAAACAGAUUCAAAUAUAACCAAUGUUAGAGAAGGCCUGUACGUAGAAGAAGCUGAAGAAAGUAAUUGUGAAAAGACUAAAAAUACAGAAUUUGGACAUAAUAAUAAUAAUUCAAAAUCUGAUUCGAUAAAUAAAUUGGACGAAGAUCAACCAAGCGAUAGCUGUAACAGAAGAGGUUUAAGACGUCUUCGGCAAAAAUUUCAUUUAAAAGAGUGUUCUGUUCGGGUAAAGAAUUGCGCUGUGAAAGAUACUCAAGACAAUGAUAAGAAAGAUUCGGUAACUCAAGAAAAUACAAAUAGUAAUUCUAACGAUACAGAAUGUCAUUGUUCAGAGCAGCAAAUCAUUGUCAGACCUUCGCCUACACUAAUGUCGGUGAAACGAAAAGUCAAUAACAAUGAAUAUAAAACGCUGUUACAGUUUCAUUGUGAUAUGGAACAUGUCAUAAGUCGUACUGGAACGAAGGAUCUUACAGAAGCUUAUCACGAAAUUUUACAAGAUGUGUUCCCAUGGUUUAGUCCGAAAAGUAUAAAAAAUAAUAAUGGCAAAGGCGAUCCGUUAACAGCUACUAAAGAUAUUGGUAAAGACGAUAGUCCAGUUACAAAAUUUGAUGAUUCUAUUCUGGAAGUAUGGAAAGAAGAGGUGAUCAAAGCACCAAAAGCAAUCGCAGCUAAAACAGCAAAUUUAUAUAACGUUCAUGUCGAAGAUAGUAGAUCAUGUUGUUUGUGCAAAGGUUUAAGCGAUGGUCCAGAAACGAAAGAAGGACGGCUACUAUAUUGCGGGCAAAACGAGUGGGUACAUUCGAAUUGCGCGCUUUGGUCUAAUGAAGUAUUUGAAGAAAUCGAUGGUUCUUUACAAAAUGUUCAUAGUGCUAUUUCAAGAGGUCGAUUAAUUCGUUGCACAGAAUGUGGAAAGAAAGGGGCCAGCGUUGGCUGUUGCGCGAAGAAUUGCAACAGUACCUUCCAUUAUCCUUGUGCUAGAAACGUUGGUCUUGCCUUUAACGACGAUAAAACAGUAUUUUGUUCUUCGCAUUUAAAUAACUGUACGCAUAAAACAUUGCAAAAUGAGAAUGAAUUUAGUUUACAAAGACCAGUAUACGUAGAAUUGGAUCGUAAGAAGAAAAAAUACGCGGAACCAAGUAAAGUGAAAGUUAUGAUAGGCUCAUUGAUGAUCGAUUGUUUAGGUACAGUUAUACCUGAAUACUCCGAUACAAUUGAAAGAAUUAUACCUUGUGAUUAUAAAUGUUCUCGGUUAUAUUGGUCUACGGUAAACCCAUUUAAAAUUGUAAGAUAUUAUAUUAGAACGUACGUGCAGAUGUAUGUACCAGAGGUUUCUUCCAAUUUAGAAAAUAAUAUAACUAUUGAUCAUUCUAAAGAACAAGAAGAAGAAGAUACAUUAAAUACACAGAAAAGUGAAUAUUUAGCUGUAAAACAAACUCUAGAUGCUUUGAUCGAUGCAGUUUGUAACAAAGAAGUGGAUGAAAAUCUGGCAGAACAAAAUAAUACAGAUCUUUUACCUCCAGAAUUGAAAGAAGCUAUAUUCGAAGAUUUGCCACAUGAUUUAUUAGAUGGUAUUUCCAUGCAAGAUAUAUUUCCAAAAAUGACGUACGAAGAUUUUAUAGCAAUGGAUUUGAAAAAUGAUGGGACCUUCGCGGCAGAUCUAUUCAAGGAUGAUAUGCUGGCAUCCGAAGUAGACGAAAUGAUAAAGCCAUCCGAAAGUAAAGUUUCAAAGAUAGAUCCUUCUUUAGUAGAAUUAGGAUCGCAUAACGAUUUAUGGGUUCAUUUGGAAACGAAAACGUCCGUUCAAGAUCUAAUGGACGAUUUGUUUAGUUCAAAAAAUCAAAAACGCGGGGGCAGAGAACUGAAGCGAUCUAAAUCGGAAGUAAUAUCGAAUAGCCCGUUAAUCGUUGGAGGACAAAGGCACCAUCAACGAUCUUGCAGUUUAACGUGGAGUUGUAAAUUAGAUGGUACUUACGGUCCCAGCAUAAAACGAAGGAAAUUGUCUAGGAAUUCAAGCAUGACGAAAUCAAACGAGACAAGCGUGAUGGUAUUAGAUUCGCAAAACGAACGACCGCCUACUUUGCACGAGUUAAGGAUUCCAGACAGUAUCAUGGUUACUGUAGGCAGAGCAAAUACACCUAAUAUUUUAUCCGAUUCUAUGCGAGAAUUAAAGUAUUGCAUCGAGGAUGCUACCAGUGGUAUUAAUCGUAGAGUAAUAUCCAGUAGUCGCGAGGAAGGUAAAGAGCAUAAACGGUUGUUUUGGCAUGCGAGGCAACAACCGCGAAUAUUACAAGUCGACGGCCCUGCCGAUCCAGGCAGCGCCAGUGAAUGCAGUUCACCGGAGUAUAAUAUAGAAGAAAAGAGUACGGCAUUACGCGUGGCAGAACAUUUAUCGAUUCCGCAAUUAGACGGCAUCAACGACGAAUCGUCGUGCGACAGCAGCGAAAUUACUUCGUCUAGCGAGAAGGACUGCUGCAACUCUUAUUAUACAAAGUCUUCGAAUAAUAUUUUACGAUCAAAGCGUAUAUAUGGAUUUAUUAGAUCGCACAUUGGGAAAUACGAGGAUAAAGCACAAAAAACGAAAGGAGGUGACGGCCUUUCCGGCAAUUUUCAACAAAGAUCGAACGCAGCGCAACAAACAAAUCCGCGGGAGAAUAAUUUGAAAUUGAAUCUGAAAAUUCCACAGUUAGACGGUGCCGAUGAUAUUUCCAGCGACGACGAGUGCGUAUCACCGCAACACAUUGAAAAUGAGACGACUACCAUUACAUCUCGAUGCGAUGCACCAUUUGAUCACAUAGAUCGCCCUGUAACUUGUAAACGAUGCCGCUGUACAUAUAGAACGCAAGAUAGUUACAAUAGACACUUGGCAAAUUGUGAUAUCAUGAUAACGAGCGACAGCGAUUCCGAAACUAUGGAUAAUAAGUUAGCAUCGCCUGAUUCUAGAUUUUCUCCGAGUAUCGGAUCUGUAUCUCCUCAAUUUAUAACGUUGUCUCCGUCUGAGGGGCAUACACUUUCAUCCGACUAUCCAGAUAUCCAAGCUACUUCGCCUUUGGAAGCUUCCGUACCAUCGCCUCAUCCGGCUAUUCAAAUCGAGCCGAUAGCACAAGCGAUUAUCACGCCGCAAAUUCAUACGCACGCUACCGUCGAAACCGUUCAUCAAACGGUACUAACAUCAAACGAUAUGAUCGUACAAACGCAGUAUACUAGAACUACAACUACGUUACCGAAUGCCACGGUGUUACCUCAAGAAAGUACUGUUCAAAUAACAGAAAUCACAGAUCCCCCAUCUGUCGCAAGCGAUUCCAGUAUGUCGCAAAAUAUCAUCAAUACUCCUAUGAAUUCUCCAGAUGGUGCAAGUUCCCAAACGGUUCCAAGUCCACAAAUAUCGCCUACGUUUUCUUCCACCGGCGUACAAACUGCGUCUUCGACCGAAUCGUCGCAAGGGAACAGUAUUCAGAUAACGAAGUUGGCUAAAUCAAAAUCUCCCAGAGCGCCAAAGUCUCGGACGAAAGGAAUCAAAACGCAAAUCGUGAAAAAUAGUAUACAGCCGCACAACAAUGGACAUGCUAGAUUUCAACCGAUGCAGAACAAUACUCCGAUUAUACAGUUGCAACAAGCUCAAAGACCGAGUGGGCCAACUGUCAUAUUGCAACAGGCAUCUCCUGGCAUCAUGUCCGCGUACGUUGAAACAUUGCAACAACAGUCUGGACAAAACCUUCAGUACGUAACGACGAUCGGUGGUCAGCAUGAAACUGCUGCAGCGUUUAAACCUCAGUUCAUAACAGCUAAUCAUUUAAUUCCUGGUGCAUACAUACAAGCAUCUUCCGACAACUUGUUGGCAUUGCAAAACGGGGGUAUAUCGAUAUUGCCAGGUGUACAGAUCGCUCAAACACAGCCAACGGUCCUUGGAACGAUUAUACAGCAACAACCUAGUGCGAUUCAAUGUGGAGUUAUUUCGUCGGAACAGUUAUUAUUGAGCUCGACACCAACGCUAGAAAUGUUUACAGAUUCAACGGGCAGUAUGUUUCUGUCGAACCAGCCGAUGUAUUACGGUUUGGAGACUAUCGUAAGCAACACGGUGAUGUCUUCCAGUCAGUUCAUGACUGGCACGGUACCGCAAGUAUUGGCAAGCAGUUACCAAACGACAACGCAAGUUUUUCAAGCUUCUAAACUGAUGGAACCUAUCGUAGAUGUUCAGGCUGUCCCAGGUGUUCCCACUGUGACGGCAGUGCAGUCCGUACAAAACGUAUCCGGAGUACCAAGCGUACCAAACGUUGCUAAUGUAUCCAACGUAACCAAUAUAACCAGCAUACCUAAUGUACCUAGCGUAACGAAUGUACCUAAUGUUCCGACUGUCCCCGCUAUACCGACUAUACCCACUGUAACCACUGUACCCACUGUAUCCAAUGUCUCUAACGUAUCUAAUAUGCCAAGCAUAACAAAUAUACCGAAUGUGUCCAAUGUACCUACGGUACCUAGCGUGUCUAACGUGCCUAGCGUACCUAGCGUACCUAGCGUACCUAGUGUACCUAGCGUGGCCAGCGUGCACAACGUACACAGCGUGCCUAGCGUUCCUAGUGUACCUAGUACAAUACCCGGUGCAUCUAAUACACCUAGCAUACCUAACGUACCUAACGCAUCCAGUAUGCCUAGCGUGCCUAACGUAUCGAACGUACCUAGUAUAUCUGGUAUACCUACCAACUUACCUACCAACGUAUCCAGCGUACCCGGUGUAUCUAGUAUACCUAACGCAUCUAACGUAUCUAAUAUACUUAAUCCAGCACCUACUUUGUCCAGUACUUCUAACAUUACUAACAUACCGUCUGUACCUACCGUUCAAAAUGUAUCUAACGUUUCAACCUUACCAUCCAAAGUUGGCAAUAUUUCCGAUAUGUCUACGGUACCCGGUGGUUACGUGGUAGUAAAUCAAUCGACCACGCCUAUAGUAGAAUCGUCUAUCGCAACAUCACAGAUUCAUAUUCCAGCGACACCCGAGCAAAAUUUUCCAACGGCCACUUGUAACACCAUGUUGCCUGUAUCUUGUCAAAGCGUCGUAGAACCAGUAACAUCGAUAGAGCUAUCGUCAGAUACGUGUGCAUCGGAAGCUCAAGCCGCGGUAAGAGUGACAUCGUCUCCAAAGUUGUUGCAAAACUCAAUACCGACGAUACCGAGAGUAGCUGUACGGCCAAGUCCAGUUUCAAACUCCGUUGUACAACCUAACAACGGACCAUGGAAGAUCACAGAACCGUUGUUUGGCUCGGAACAGAUGAUGAACAAUAAUGUCCGACCGUACUUCGACUCGAAACACGUGUCAGAGAAUACCAGUAUGAUAAAGUCUAGCAUAUCAUCUAAAAUACCCCCAUUACCUAAUCACUGUAUAACUCAAAGGGAUAUCAUUGUAAAUAAGUUAAACCACGAUGUAAAUAAUGUGCAUAAUAAUUAUAAUAGUACCGUACCGAAUUCAAACAAUAUUAAUGUAAGUACAAGUAAUAAUCCAGUGAUUGCGAGCUCGACUGUACAAAAUAAAAUUACAAUGUCUACGAGCAACGUACCAACGAGUAGGCCGAUGAACAGAGUGCUGCCUAUGCAAGCCGUGACUCCGAAACAGGAUACGACCAAGAGCAUGCAGAAAACAGAAAUGAUCAUAGAAGAGCCAACGAAACCGGUAAUUAAGCCAGCAGAACCGGAACAGAAGCUUGGAACGGAGUCUGAUAAGAAACAGAUAGUGGAAGCUGUGACGCCAACGGUGAAGAAACCAGCAGAGACCACUAUAAACAACAUAAACGAAACGCUGAAAUUGAACACCGAAACGAUCGAGAAGGUGAAGGAAAAUCUGAAAUUGGAACUGGACAAAGAGAAACUGCAGAACGCCUCGUUGAAGAUAGUACUGCAGAAGCAGCUGCAAGAUGGUUCUUACAAAAUUACACAUAACAUGAAAGCAGUGACGCAGAAUAAGAAACCACCGCAAGUGACGUCCGUGGAGAUAUUGCCGUCGAAACAGGUGCCGCAGAUAACCUCUUUGCAAUUGUUACCGAUAAAAACGUUCACAUUGAAGACGAACAAGAUCGAGGAGAAGGUAAAACCUAUCGAUAACCAGUUUAACAUACUGAAAACCAAAACUCCACCAGUUGCCGUGAAAAAGCCAAGAAUGAUCAGUAAGUCGAUCAAAUCUGUACAGCCGAACGUAGGAAAUAUGCAGACGCAGAAAUCGAAAGGACCGACAUUGAUGUACGAGAUAAAGUCGCAGGAUGGAUUCACUCAUACCGCCUCCUCCAUGGCCGAAGUAUGGGAAACCGUGUUUCAAGCUGUGCAAAAUGCACGAAAGGCUCACAAUUUACCUCCGUUGCCUCAUAACCCUCUCACCGAAAAUCUGGGCUUGGAAAAUAACGCCACCGUCUACCUGGUCGAACAGCUACCAGACGUGAACAGAUGUACCAAAUACAAACCUCGAUUUCAUAAUUUAGCACCGCCAAAACCGGGAGAAACGGAAAAUGACUUACCGAAUGCGUGUGUUAAUGGUGCUGCUCGUGCGGAACCGUUCAAAGGGAGAAAAGUUCAUGAUAUGUUCAGUUGGCUCGCGUCAAGGCACAGGCAGCAACCAAAAAUGAUCGCUAUCUCCGAAGCUGAGUCCAGACGAGUGGCAAGCACAAAUUUACCAAUGGCGAUGCGCUUUAGGAUACUUAAAGAAACGUCGAAAGAAUCGGUUGGAGUAUACCAUUCUCACAUACAUGGUAGAGGUUUAUUCUGCCUAAGAGACAUCGAAGCUGGAGAGAUGGUUAUCGAGUAUGCUGGUGAGGUGAUUCGUGCCUCGUUAACUGACAAACGAGAAAAAUAUUAUGAUAGUAAAAACAUAGGAUGUUACAUGUUUAAAAUCGACGAUCACCUAGUCGUUGAUGCCACGAUGAAAGGAAAUGCGGCAAGAUUCAUUAAUCACUCGUGCGAGCCAAAUUGUUACUCGCGAGUGGUAGACAUCCUAGGUAAGAAGCAUAUAUUAAUCUUCGCUCUCCGUCGCAUUAUUCAAGGAGAAGAGCUAACGUAUGACUACAAAUUUCCUUUCGAGGAUAUCAAGAUUCCAUGUACCUGCGGUUCCCGCAGAUGUCGUAAAUACCUCAAUUGAGACUGCAUAUACAGCUAUCGUAAGCAGCCAACCGUAAGCGGCACAGCAAAAAAUAUUGUGCUAUAAUUAUGUGCGCUUUGGAAUAGGAUUCAUUUUAUUGAACGUUAUUCAUUUAAUCAUCAAACUAUUUUCAGAGAUUGCAG
Bombus impatiens (common eastern bumble bee) is the source of this 10938-nucleotide messenger RNA. RefSeq names its product histone-lysine N-methyltransferase trithorax (gene trx). Bases 227 to 10795 code for a protein of 3522 amino acids. The transcript is spliced from 10 exons. The record is from RefSeq and is a predicted model, not a curated record. Lineage: Eukaryota; Metazoa; Arthropoda; Insecta; Hymenoptera; Apidae. Gene Ontology annotation, biological process: positive regulation of DNA-templated transcription. Gene Ontology annotation, cellular component: histone methyltransferase complex; nucleus. Gene Ontology annotation, molecular function: protein binding; sequence-specific DNA binding; histone H3K4 methyltransferase activity.